AUGCCACAGCAACAACCGAGUCACAACCACUGCCAUCCUCAUCCUCACCCUCACCCUCACCCUCAUCCUGAUCCUCAUCUUCCUCCCUCUCCUAUUCAUCCUCCUCAUCACCAACCCCUUCAGAGUCCAAAUCUCCAUCAUCCAGCUCACAGUCACAGUCAGAGUGUCGAUGCUCAGCCAAUGCAGCAUCCCAUUCAGACCACUCAGGGUCCUCUACCAACCCCAUGGCUUCGAGAGCAGCAAGUCCAGAGACAGGGUGAUAGCAGCCACCAACAUCGGACACCGUCUCUGCCUUCGAACGGUCCAUUUCCAUUCCUGCCUCAUCACCAUCACUCUAUGCCACCAAACCAAAUUCAGCAGGGUCCCUCGACAGCCCAGGUGCUUCAGGCUCCUUGGGCACAUCAGCCUCCUCCAGCAACUCUGGCUUCUCCGAUCCUUAUGUCUCCUCAGCUUCAUCAGAGUCACCACGCCCCAGCACAGAUGAUGCAGACUCCCGUUUUGCACCAUACACAGCCGCAAAUACACCCUCAAAGCCAACAUUCACCAUCCGUAUCAUCCCCCGCCUCAACACGAAGCCAGUCUCGCCACUUCACUACUCAUGCUCUCUCCCCGGCCGAGCGUCCCCACACCCCGCAUCAUUGGACAUCAGUAGCAACGGGCCUUCACUUGACUCAUUUACGCAGCCCUCAAAGGGUUUCGUCAAGUCUGAGUCCGAGUCCCGGUACGGAGAGGACUCGUUACUACCAAUUUUUCUCAAAGUUCAUCUUGGAGCCAAGAGAAAUUCAGCCCCGCAUGGAAGUAACAAACUUGGAAUUCGAUAUUACCCAGGACGAUUUGAACAAUCUCUCCAUCACCACCAAACCAUCCGACCCGGCCGCUAACGAACCCGUGCAUGAGAUACCCGUCAGCAGGUAUUAUAACAAUUCUCAUCGAUACCGUGUCCGACUCUGCGAAAGCCGCAAGCAGGAGGGACGAACGACUUUCGAUUCAGCUACUUGGUCUCGAAUUCCAACUCACUGGCCGCCGCACUUCUUCACCUCAUUUAAUGAACAAAUACUCGAAGUUCGUCGCAAGCAACAUUUUCAUCAUGACUUGCCUGUCGAACUCACCGAUUAUUUGAUCGAAGGCAAGAAUACGAUCAAAGUGAGCUUGCCAUGCUUCGCUCAAAAUGUAAAGACAGGCGUGAAUUACUUCAUGGCUGUGGAGCUCAUAACUACACUAAACCAUGAAUCUGUCUGGAAUUUGGUGACGUCUAGGCCUCAUGCCAGUGUAGACGACACAAAAAACAAGAUAAUAGGGCGGCUGCAGAGACUGGAGACUGAUGAAAUUGCCAUUAAAAGUAACACUUUGACGGUCACGGUCGCAGACAUUUUUAAUUCCAAACUCGUUGACAUGCCCGUCCGAGGCCUUCAGUGUCUACACCUCGAGUGUAUUGAUUUGCAAAAUUGGUUGAAUUCGCGUCCAGCCAAGUGGCCGCAGGAAGAGGGCGAACCAUCAAUGGUAGACACUUGGGGUUGCCCCAUAUGUGGUAUGGAUGCCCGGCCUUGCAACCUUGUAGUGGACGACUACUUCAUCCAAAUAAGAGACCAGCUGUCGGAGAGCGGUUUAAGUAACGUCAAGAACAUUGAGGUGUAUGAGAAUGGCACCUGGACUCCAAUAGAAGAGGCCGAUGACAAGGGAUCAUCAGAUAAUGACGGCGCUCCGCAGAAUUCAUCAGGUCAAGAGGCACAAGAAGGGAUGCAAAUUGAUGCAAAUUGA
Trichoderma virens Gv29-8 is the source of this 1758-nucleotide messenger RNA. RefSeq lists its product as uncharacterized. The record is from RefSeq and is a predicted model, not a curated record. Gene Ontology annotation, molecular function: SUMO ligase activity. The transcript has a single exon. NCBI's taxonomy places the organism in Eukaryota, Fungi, Ascomycota, Sordariomycetes, Hypocreales, Hypocreaceae. The coding region runs from base 1 to 1758 and encodes 585 amino acids. Gene Ontology annotation, biological process: protein sumoylation.